Molecule: messenger RNA, 2550 nt
Organism: Puccinia triticina
Lineage: Eukaryota; Fungi; Basidiomycota; Pucciniomycetes; Pucciniales; Pucciniaceae
Exons: 30
Coding region: 1-2550 (849 amino acids)
Biological process (GO): transmembrane transport
Molecular function (GO): oligopeptide transmembrane transporter activity
Source: RefSeq, a predicted model, not a curated record
AUGGCACUCAAGGAGGAGGAUCCUCACCAUCGGAGCCCCGCCGCCGAGCCCAGACAGUCCGCCAGCACGCCCACCUUCCCGCCCUCGGAGCGCGCGGCCUCCCUCAAGACGGCCGCCCCGAAGCUGUCCGCGCCGGAGAAGGCCGGGCUGGAUGACGAGGACGUGUGGAAGGAGGAGGCCUCCGAGCCCGAAGACCUCGCCACCGUCCUCCGCUAUCUCCAGCAAGUCCUCGCCGACAACGAAGACGACCUCAACUUCCCCGCCCACCUCCUCGACCGGGCCACCGAGGCCCUCCAGCCCGGCGUCCCGCCCGAAACCGUGCUCGAGAUCGCCGCCGCCAUCCGCGCCGAGCUCAAGCUGGGCCUCGAGAACUCGCCGAUGUGGACGAUCGGGAUCUUCUUGGUGUUCCUGGGCACCGGCCUGAACCAGUUCUUUACCCCGCGCCUGCCGUCGAUCAGUCUCAGCAUCACCUUCGCCCAGCUCGUCGCCUAUCCUCUCGGAUGCUUCAUGGCGCGCGUGCUGCCCGCAAAGAUGUUCCGCAUUGCCGGCUACGAAUUCACCCUCAACCCUGGACCCUUCAAUAUGAAGGAACACAUGUUGAUCAGCAUCAUGGCCAACGUAUCUUUUGGAGGGGCCUACGUCACGGACAUCAUAGCGGUGCUGAGGAUCCCGAGAUUCUACAACAACCAAGACCUGGGCCGAGACGUGGGCUUCCAGCUGACGAUGGCGUUGAGCUCGCAGCUGAUCGGGUACACCCUGGCCGGCCUGACUCGGGAAUUCCUGGUUUAUCCUUCAGAAAUGGUCUGGUGGGGCAACCUCGUCGAGAUCUCGGUCUUGAGAGCUCUGCACGUCAAGGACAACCAGCCCGCUAACGGAUGGAAGAUCUCCCAGAUGCGCUUCUUCUCCCUCUGCAUGGUUGGCUACGGAAUUUACUUCAUCCUCCCCGACGUGUUCUUCCAGACAUUGUCAUUCUUCAAUUGGACUACCUGGAUUGCGCCGAACAAUGUCAAGCUGGCCAUGAUCACAGGGACAGUGAGCGGACUAGGUCUGAAUCCGUUUCCGACGUUGGACUGGAACUUCAUGGCCAUCAACCCCGUAGCAACGCCGCUCUGGUCUAUUAUGAAUUUGUAUGGCGGCGCACUGGCGGCAUUCGCGGCUAUCUGUGGCAUUUUUUUCGGCAACGUUGCUUACACCCAAUACCUCCCGAUCAAUACCAAUGCCAUCUUCGAUCGCUUCGGAAAACGCUUCAACGCCUCCCGCAUCCUUGACUCAGUUGGCGACCUUGACCCAGUCAAAUACAAAGCCUAUUCUCCCCCCUACAUGUCUUCCGCCAGCAUCGUCGGCUUCACCGCAUUCUUCGGCCUGUAUACGAGCACGAUCGUCCACAGCGUGCUGUUCUAUCGCAAGCAUCUGUCAGGAGGAUUCCGGCUUUUUUGGCGCCAGAUGAAGAUCAACAUGCUUGCCCUCCCGCUCGUCUCGCGGCUGAUAACCCGGCGCGAGGCCAAGUCGCUCAAGGCCAAGCGGCCGCCCAUCGAGGAAUUCACCACCGACGUCCAUUGUCGCCUCAUGAGCGUGUAUCCAGAAGUUCCUCAGUGGUGGUUCAUGAUCAUUGGGCUCAUUGCGACGGGAAUGGCUGUCUUUAUGAUCGUCCACUACGAAACCCAGAUGCCGGUCUGGGGAUUAGUAUUCGCCUUCGCCAUUGCAAUCGUUUUGAUUGUCCCCACUGGGAUCGUCAGCGCUGUUGCCUCGAUCGGCGCCCCGUUGAACGUCAUCUCGGAGUUGGUUGGUGGCUACGCACUGGUGGGGAGACCCCUCGGAAACAUGCUGUUUAAGACGUACGGCUACAUCACGACUGCACAGGCUAUCAGUUAUGCAUCAGAUCUUAAGCUCGCCCACUAUGUCAAAAUCCCGCCUCGAGCCACGUUUGCCGCACAAACGGUGGGCACGAUUCUCUCGGCCUUUAUUUCGGUCGCAGUGCUGGAUUGGCAGCUGGCAAGCUUUCCCGACUUGUGUUCCCCCACGCAACGCCUCCACUUCACGUGUCCCGGAUACAACACCUUCUUCUCCUCCUCGAUCAUCUGGGGUGCCGUCGGGCCGUUGCGGCUGUUCUCCAAGGACGGACUGUACGGCUUUGCCAUGUACGGAUUCGCUCUGGGCGCAGUCGCCCCACUCAUUCCCUGGCUCGCUCUCAAAAAGUGGCCCCGAUCCGGCUGGAGACUUAUCCACACCCCUGUCAUGUUCGCCGGAGCCCUGUCCUUUGCGCCGCUAAACUUGGCAUACUUGACACCGGCAAUCCCUCUAGGAAUAUUCUUCCAGCGCUAUCUCAAGUUCCGCUACACGGCCUGGUAUGAGAAAUACGCCUUGACGCUUACGGCCGGGCUUGGCGCGGGGGUGGCCCUCUUCGGCCUGCUGUACUUCUUCGCCUUUCAAUUCAGCGGACAGGAAUGGGCAUGGGCUGGGAACACCAAGUUCUCGGAAGGCUGCGACGGAUCGUCGUGUCGUCUGAUAGAAGUCCCUGAAGGCGGAUUCGGCCCCUCCUCAUGGUCAUAA